Molecule: messenger RNA, 1719 nt
Organism: Seminavis robusta
Lineage: Eukaryota; Bacillariophyta; Bacillariophyceae; Naviculales; Naviculaceae
Source: the annotation of a GenBank genome assembly
AUGCCCUGCUGGUACCAGACGGACACCCCAACCAAGCCUUACUACCAUAUCCCCACCAUGGCAUCUGAUGAGCGACACAACAGCAAUAGCAGCAGACGAGAACGAGUUCCAUCGGCUGUAAGCCAACCCAGGCACCGAGACUACAGCCGACGUGACGACCAUGAUGACGACGGCGACAACGAGGGCAUCCAAUUGGCGGAUCUCCAACAGAUUAUUGAGGAUCGGAAUCAGAACCCCAGUAACGUUCCCCUUGGCCGCCAGGCACUGGAAGAUCUCAAGAAUAAGGGAAAUUUAGAUUCGUCCCAGCAGUCACAGCAAGACGUACAAGAAGAAGAAGAUGGAUUGUAUAAUACUGCUGCCGAUGAUCACUUCUUGAUGCAACUGGCCACCAUUCGUAGCCACGGUCACCCCACAACGGACUAUGUCAUCCCAAAAGACACCGGUAGUAGCACGGCAAAGCAACCCUUACAAACGGAACGUCCAACCAGGCGACAACUGGAUACACCCGACGUGGUCUACGACAACAGGGGACGUCCCACCAAACCUCCUACUACAAUAUCGGCCAAUUCACAAAUCCCUGGAGCAUAUCCAGGGUUACCAGGGGCAAUGGAUGUUCGGCCAUUUGUUAUGAAUAAUAGUGGUGAUAAUAAUGUGGAUGACGCCAGUGGGGAGGAUAGUGGUAGCAACAGGACGUCACAAGUGGAGGGGGGUGAAGGGGAUCAUGCCGAGGACCACACCAGCACCCCAAGAAACAACAUGGCACUUGGAGUUUCAAUGAUUGUGAUUGUGAUUGUGAUAAGUCUGGCAAUAGCUAUUCCAACAGCUAUACUGACUGGUGAUGGCAACCCUACAUCGGAAACAGACCAAUCUGGAACAGAUUCUUACCUUGUCCCGAAUAUUACCAAUCGCACCAUUGCUGCCAUGCAGGACCCAACAACAUCACAGCAUUUGGCAUACAAUUGGAUUUCAAAGGAUCCAUUCUGGGACUCUUAUCAAGACUGGCGGAAGAUACAACGAUUUGGCAUGUCUUGUCUAUACUAUGCAUGCAUGAGGCACUUAUUCUCACGAUUCAAAACAAAAGCAAAUGCACUCCAAGGGGCUUGGGUCACAUAUCAUGUGGAUGAAUGCAGCCGACACCAGUCAGUUUUUUUUCAAGGAGAGUGUGACACGGAGGGCCAUUAUCGAAGAAUGUCAGUUGAGGGAUAUGAUCACGGUGAAGGCAAAGUAGGCAUACCUCCAGAAGUGUUUCAUCUCUCUAGGCUCGAGUACAUCAGUUUUCUUCAUGUCAACCUGGAGAAUGAGAACAGCAUGGACCAUUUUCUACCGGUGGGGUCAAUGAUGCCAUUUCAAGAAACUGCUUUACAGGCACUCAGAAUCUCCAACUGCAAACUUUCUGUGAUUUUGCCGACCAGCUUGGGACAAAUGACAUCUCUGACUCUGUUGGACUUGAGUUCAAACAAGUUGCAAUCUACUGUGCCAACUGAGCUGGGGCUCUUGACACGAUUGGAAACUCUUCUCCUUCAAGACAAUGAACUCAGUGGAACACUACCAGAAGAACUGUUAGAGUUACCAUCUUUGAAGGUGCUUCACGUGGGGGCACUGCAGAUACCAGAUAGUUUCUGUGAGAAGAAGAGCCUGUGGGACAAUUUGACAAUCACAACAAACUUAUGCAAUAAUCAUAAUUCCUGUUGUUGCUCCCAAGGUAUAGGAGAAUGUUAA